AUGCAAAUCUUGUUAGACAUCAGAGAACUCACACAGGAGAGAAACCAUUCUCAUGUUCUGAAUGUGGAAAAUGUUUCAUUACCAAAGACCACAUUGUCCGUCAUCAGAGAACUCACACAGGAGAGAAACCAUUCUCGUGUUCUGAAUGUGGAAAAUGUUUUGUAACCAAAGCAGAACUUUUCCGUCAUCAAAGAACUCACACAGGAGAGAAACCAUUCUCGUGUUCUGUAUGUGGAAAAUGUUUUGUAACCACAGCCGACCUUCUCCGUCAUCAAAUAACUCACACAGGAGAGAAACCAUUCUCUUGUUCUGUAUGUGGAAAAUGUUUUGGGCGACAUUCAAAACUUGUCAGUCAUUACAUAACUCACACAGGAGAAAAACCAUUCUCAUGUUCUGAAUGCGGAAAAGGCUUCAUUACCAAAGCAGAUCUUGUCCGUCACCAGAGAACUCACACAGGAGAAAAACCAUUCUCAUGUUCUGAAUGUGGAAAAGGCUUUAUCACUAAAGCAGAGAUUGUCCGUCAUCAGAGAACUCACACGGGAGAGAAACCAUUAUUAUGUUCAGAAUGUGGAAAAGGCUUCAUCGCCAAAGCAGAUCUUGUCCGUCAUCAGAGAAUUCACACAGGAGAGAAACCAUUCUCAUGUGCUGAAUGUGGAAAAUGUUUUGUCCAAAAUUCAGCGCUUGUCCGUCAUCUGAGCACUCACACAGGAGAGAAACCAUUCUCAUGUUCUGAAUGUGAUAAAUGUUUUGUCACCAAAGCAGAACUUCUCCGUCAUCUGAGAACUCACACAGGAGAGAAACCAUUCUCAUGUUCUGAAUGUGGAAAAUGUUUUGGGCGGCAUUCAAAACUUCUCAGUCAUCACAUAACUCACACAGGUGCGAAACCAUUCUCAUGUUCUGAAUGUGAAAAAUGUUUUGUCACAAAUGCAGAUCUUGUCCGUCAUCAGACAACUCACACAGGAGAGAAACCAUUCUCAUGUUCUGAAUGCGGAAAAGGCUUCAUCACCAAAGCAGAUCUUGUCCGUCAUCAGAGAACUCACACAGGAGAGAAACCAUUCUCAUGUUCUGAAUGUGGAAAAGGCUUCAUCACCAAAGCAGAGAUUGUCCGCCAUCAGAGAAUUCACACAGGAGAGAAACCAUUCUCAUGUUCUGAAUGUGGAAAAUGCUUCAUCAGCAAAGCAGAGAUUGUCCGCCAUCAGAGAACUCACACAGGAGAGAAACCAUUCUCAUGUUCUGAAUGUGGAAAAUGUUUUCUCACCAAAGCAGAACUUCUCCGUCAUCAAAGAACUCACACAGGAGAGAAACCAUUCUCAUGUUCUGAAUGUGGAAAAUGUUUUAGGCAGCAUUCAGAACUUGCCAGUCAUCAGAGAACUCACACGGGAGAGAAACCAUUCUCCUGUUCUGAAUGUAAAAAAUGUUUUAGGGGUCACUCAAGUCUUGUUAGCCAUCAGAGAACUCACAGGAGAGAAACCAUUCUCAUGA
This is a messenger RNA of Pelobates cultripes (western spadefoot toad), 1482 nucleotides long. Lineage: Eukaryota; Metazoa; Chordata; Amphibia; Anura; Pelobatidae. The record is from the annotation of a GenBank genome assembly.